UCUCCUCGCAUCCACGACCAAAAAAUGUGGCAGAGAAAAAUGGAGAUUGGGAGACGGGAUUGUGGGGCCCGGCCACCGAGUUGAAGCUGCUGGUGUGGUGACUGGUGAGUGAGCUGCCACUGCCACUGCCAGGCCGACCCUAUUAAUUGCCUGCUUUGACCUCACCCUUCCCCUUCCUCUAUCUGGUUCCGGCGUCGCUCGCUGGGCUGGUGGCGGUGGUUGGAACGACGGCGUCAGCUGCUUCGCCGAAUCCAACACCCGAAACCAAUGGCCGCGAGCUGAGCUGAGGUGAGGUCUUGUCUCCGAGAGAAGGGCAUCUGAGAGAUUCCAAGCCGGCGAGGUUCAGGCUGCUCGAUUCCCCGGCGAUUGAAUCCUCCGGAAGGGCAAGGAAUUGUGUGGGGGGAUCUUCUUCGCGCACGCAGGAACAAGAACAAGCCAGCUGAAUUCCUCGCCGGCGCAGCAGCAGCAACCCGGCGGAGCAUGCGCCGCGUCCGGGUCUCCUCCCACAACGCCCCCGUCCACAAGCUCGGCGACGCGCAGAUGGCGCUCACGCCCAAGUUCCGCCUCGCCACCACCAACACCCCCGCGCCGCCGCCGCCCCCGGAGGACCUGCAGCAGCCGGCCUGGGACACGCCGCUGAUCCCGGGCCUCCCCGACGACGCCGCGCUGACCUGCCUCCUCCGCCUCCCCGUCGCGGCGCACGGCGCCUGCCGCCUCGUGUGCCGCCGCUGGCACCACCUCCUCGCCGACAAGGCCCGGUUCUUCUCCCAGCGGCGGGCGCUGGGCCUCCGGUCCCCCUGGCUCUUCACCCUCGCCUUCCACCGCUGCACGGGGAAGAUCCAGUGGAAGGUGCUCGACCUCGGCCACCUCGCCUGGCACGCCAUCCCGGCCAUGCCGUGCCGGGACCGGGCCUGCCCGCGCGGCUUCGGCUGCGUCGCCGUCCCCGGCGACGGCGCGCUCCUCGUCUGCGGCGGCCUCGUCUCCGACAUGGACUGCCCGCUCCACCUCGUGCUCAGGUACGACGUCUACAGGAACAGGUGGACCGUCGUGACCCGGAUGCUCGCCGCCCGCUCCUUCUUCGCCGGCGGCGUCAUUGAUGGCCGGGUCUAUGUCGCCGGAGGCUACAGCACCAACCAGUUUGAGCUCAAUUCGGCUGAGGUUCUUGAUCCGGACAAGGGCGUUUGGCAGCCGAUCGCUAGUAUGGGCAUAAACAUGGCUUCAUCUGAUUCAGCUGUGAUCAGUGGUAGGCUGUAUGUCACUGAAGGAUGCGCGUGGCCGUUCUUCUCGUCGCCGAGAGGGCAGAUCUAUGACCCAAAGAUCAACCAGUGGGAGGCGAUGCCGGUCGGGAUGAGGGAAGGUUGGACAGGGCAGAGUGUGGUCAUUGACGGGCGUCUGUUUGUGAUUUCAGAGUAUGAGAGGAUGAAGGUUAAGAUCUAUGAUCCGGAGACAGAUUCAUGGGACUCGGUCAGUGGUCCUCCGAUGCCCGAGCGGAUUAUGAAGCCCUUCUCGGUCAGUUGUCUGGACAGCAGGAUAGUUGUCGUCGGCCGAGGUCUCCAUGUAGCCAUUGGGUAUGUUGAUAAGCAGCCUGCUGGUGGCGGCAAUUCUGGUAACAGGAGUUCAAGCUACUCCGUUUGUUGGCAAGAUGUGGAUGUUCCCAAGGAAUUCAGUGAUCUGACACCUUCAAGCAGCCAGAUUCUGCAUGCUUAAUUCAUCUUUUGAGCCACCUUCUCCGGUACUAUGAUCGAUCAACUGUUUAAACUGCCCAUCUGAGCUGUGCAACUGGGGUGUUCUGUAUAGUAGGCUCUUUCCCAGUCAGAUCUCUAUGAUCUGGAGCUGUUGUAUUCUAUACCUGUCAAGAAAUAAAUCGAGUUUCUUCAAAACCGAGGGACUUAUAUAAGUAGGUGCUUGUCAGUUCAUGAACAGUAAGUUGUUCUAUUUCUCUGUGGGUCUUUAUAUUGGUCAGAAUUGUUUGCUGAAUGCAUUGUGCCAAAUGCGUUUUGCUUUGUUGACAAACUGAUAGCAUAACUGCACUUGUAACGAGUCUCUCUCUAUAAAUUACUUGCAGAUUGCAGUACAUUGCAUAAAUGUGCUUAUUGCAGUUAGCAAGCUGUUGAUUCCUUCA
Molecule: messenger RNA, 2122 nt
Organism: Setaria italica (foxtail millet)
Lineage: Eukaryota; Viridiplantae; Streptophyta; Magnoliopsida; Poales; Poaceae
Product: F-box/kelch-repeat protein At1g30090
Exons: 2
Coding region: 481-1707 (408 amino acids)
Molecular function (GO): protein binding
Source: RefSeq, a predicted model, not a curated record